AUGACAGUAUCAAAUAAUCGUAUAUUCAGAUGCGUUGCCGAGCUUCGCAAGUUCCGGAAAGACUGCUGGAUCAAGGAUUUGUCUGUUGGCUUUGUUCCUACGAUGGGAUACCUGCACGAGGGACAUCUCUCGCUGGUCCGCCAAUCGCUCGAGCAAAAUGACGUUACCUUGGUAUCCAUUUUUGUGAAUCCAUCGCAGUUUGCUCCUCAUGAAGAUCUAGAUGCCUAUCCCCGCAACAUCGAGCGCGACCUUCAACUUCUGGAGUCCGUCGUAUCCAAAGACAGGGCCCGUCGGGUAGCCGGAGUCUUCACUCCGUCCGUGAGAGAGAUGUAUCCAAGCGGUAUUUCUCUUGAGACAAGCAAGCAGAAAGGAGCAUUCGUGAGCGUGAGCGGAGUUUCUGAACAGCUUGAAGGCCGCGCUAGACCUCAGUUUUUCAGAGGUGUGGCUACCGUUGUUACUAAGCUGUUCAAUAUUGUGGAGCCCACUAACGCGUACUUUGGACAGAAAGACAUCCAGCAGUCUAUCGUUAUUAAACGGAUGGUGUCGGACUUGCUGUUCAACGUCCAAAUCCACGUUGUUGACACAGUGCGUGACAAAACGGGUUUGGCCCUGAGUUCAAGAAACUUCUAUCUGAGUGAUGAAGUGAGAAAACAGGCCAGUCCGGCAUCGAGAAAACCAUUGUUGGUGAAAACGACAAGUUCGAAAUCGAUUACGUCGCAUUCAACUACUCAGACACCCUCGAAUAUGUUCCUGAAGAUGCCACCAUCGACAAGGACCGAGAGUGCAUUUUGA
Messenger RNA from Ogataea haglerorum, 792 nucleotides. RefSeq lists its product as uncharacterized. Gene Ontology annotation, biological process: pantothenate biosynthetic process. NCBI's taxonomy places the organism in Eukaryota, Fungi, Ascomycota, Pichiomycetes, Pichiales, Pichiaceae. The coding region runs from base 1 to 792 and encodes 263 amino acids. The record is from RefSeq and is a predicted model, not a curated record. Gene Ontology annotation, molecular function: pantoate-beta-alanine ligase activity. The transcript is spliced from 2 exons.